Messenger RNA from Helianthus annuus (common sunflower), 4347 nucleotides. RefSeq names its product kinesin-like protein KIN-4C. Bases 153 to 4112 code for a protein of 1319 amino acids. NCBI's taxonomy places the organism in Eukaryota, Viridiplantae, Streptophyta, Magnoliopsida, Asterales, Asteraceae. Gene Ontology annotation, biological process: microtubule-based movement; mitotic spindle organization. The record is from RefSeq and is a predicted model, not a curated record. Gene Ontology annotation, molecular function: microtubule motor activity; microtubule binding; ATP binding. The transcript is spliced from 28 exons.
AUUCAAAUCUGAAAGCACCGUUCCACCCCAUUCUCCCUCUUUCCCAUUUUCAAAAUCUCUAUUCACUCUCUCUCCCUCACACACACACACACACACACACAAAAACACACAGUUGAAACCCUAUCAGGGUUUGCAAUCUGAAUCUGUUCGAGAUGGAGAAUCCCGAUGCGAAGAACGGAUCUCAAUCUGUUCGAGUUGCUGUCAACAUUCGACCGUUAGUCACCCCCGAGCUUCUCGUCGGAUGCUCCGACUGUAUCAGUGUCACUCCUGGUGAACCUCAGGUACAAAUUGGUUCACAUUCGUUUACCUUUGAUUAUGUUUACGGGAGUACCGGUUCUCCGUCUACUAGAAUUUUCGAUGACUGUGUUGAUCCUCUUGUGGAUGCGCUUUUCCAUGGGUAUAAUGCUACGGUUUUAGCUUAUGGACAGACUGGAUCCGGUAAAACUUAUACAAUGGGCACAAACUACAAUGGGGAAUGCAACGGGAUAAUUCCUAAGGUUAUGCACACAAUUUUCAAACGGGUAGAGGAGACUAAAGCCACUACAGAGUUCUUGAUUAGAGUGUCUUUCAUCGAGAUAUUUAAGGAGGAGGUUUUUGAUCUAUUGGAAUCGUCUCCAAUUGUUUGUCCUAAAGCUGAUGGGAAUGUAAAACCUGUAGGGCCUUCUAGGGCCCCUAUUCAAAUCAGGGAAACUGCUAAUGGUGGGAUCUCUUUAGCUGGCGUUACAGAAGCUGAAGUUACCUCGCAGGAAGAGAUGGCUUCAUAUCUUUUGCGUGGAUCUGUGUGUCGUGCAACUGGGAGCACAAAUAUGAAUAGUCAAUCAAGCCGAUCGCAUGCCAUUUUUACAAUUACAAUGGAGCAAAAGAAGUUAUCGGGCGCAACAAGUGUAAGGGUUCAAGAUGAUGCUGGAGAUGAUAUACUGUGUGCUAAGCUUCAUUUGGUUGAUCUUGCUGGUUCAGAACGGGCCAAAAAAACGGGAGCCGAUGGGAUGCGCUUACGGGAAGGAAUUCAUAUCAACAAGGGCUUAUUGGCUCUUGGUAAUGUGAUAAGUGCAUUGGGUGAUGACAAGAAGAGGAAAGAAGGGGGUCAUGUUCCUUAUAGAGAUAGCAAGUUAACCCGCCUUUUACAAGAUUCUCUUGGGGGAAACAGCAAAACUGUUAUGAUAGCUUGUGUAAGUCCAGCUGAUACCAACGCAGAAGAAACACUAAACACCUUGAAGUAUGCCAAUCGAGCUCGUAACAUACAAAAUAAAGCUAUUGUGAAUCGUGAUCCAGUUACAGCUCAAAUGCAAAGAAUGAAGAAUCAAAUCGAGCAAUUGCAAGCUGAGCUUCUUUAUGUGAAGGGGGACUCUUCUGCACCAUUUGAAGAACUUCAGAUAUUGAAACAGAAGAUAGCACUGCUUGAAACAAGUAAUGCAAAUUUACAAAGCCAACUUCAAGAACAACAAGUCAACUUUGAAAAGUUGACUAAACAAGCAAUCGAUGCUCAGUUUGAGAAAGACAAGUUACUGCUUAAAAUUGAAUCUGCACGUGAUGGCAAACCAUGGGAUGAAAUAGACUGUGACUCGAAUAAGGAUGUGGAUUUGUUGAAAACUUAUGUGUCAAAAGUUCAAGAAUUAGAGGGAGAACUGCUGCGUUUGAGAAGAUUGAAUACUUCAAAACGCAGUGAGCUUAUUGAUUACAUGGAUUUGGAUGACACUGUUCUUAAUCCAAAAAGUAAUUUGUUCCCAGAAUCGGAUCUUAAAUCUACGGAAGUUGCUGGUGAUUCUGAAGAUGAAGUGAAGGAGCUUGAACAUUGUUCUUUGCAAGAGAAACUUGAUAACGAGCUUAAAGAACUGGACAAAAGGCUUGAACAAAAGGAGGCUGAAAUGAAGCGGGUUGCGGGUGGUGAUACCUCAGUUCUUAAGCAACAUUACGAGAAGAAAGUGCAAGAAUUGGAACAAGAAAAGAAAAGUUUGCAGAAAGAGAUUGACCAACUUAGGUGCAAUCUUGCAAAUAUUUCUUCCACCUCUGAUGACAGUACUCAAAAGUUGAAAGAAAGUUAUCUUCAGAAGUUAAAUUUUUUGGAAUCCCAGGUUGUGGAGUUGAAGAAGAAGCAAGAUGCACAAGCACAAUUGCUAAGACAAAAACAAAGGAGUGAUGAGGCAGCGAAAAAACUUCAAGAUGAAAUUCAUAGAAUCAAAACACAAAAGGUUCAAUUACAACAAAAAAUAAAGCAAGAAUCUGAGCAAUUCAGAUUAUGGAAGGCCUCACGGGAAAAAGAAGUACUUCAGCUUAAGAAAGAGGGAAGAAGGAAUGAAUAUGAGAUGCAUAAAUUACUAGCUCUAAAUCAAAGGCAGAAAAUGGUUUUACAACGGAAGACAGAAGAAGCUUCUAUGGCUACAAAACGAUUAAAAGAGUUAUUGGAAUCACGAAAGGCUUCUUCAAGGGAUACAUUUGGAAAUGGCAGCGGACCUGGAUUUCAGGCACUUAUGCAGGCAAUUGAACAUGAACUCGAGGUUACGGUUCGCGUGCAUGAAGUACGUUGUGAACAUGAGCGUCAGAAGGAAGAGAGGGUUAAAAUGGCCAAAGAGGUAGCGGAACUCAAAGCUGAAGCAAAUUUCGCCAAGCAAUCAACUUUAAGUCAAACAAUGUCACCGGGUGCAAGAAAUUCAAGGAUAUUUGCUCUUGAGAAUAUGCUCGAUACUUCAUCCAAGACUAUUGUUUCAAUGGCUUCACAACUAUCAGAAGCAGAAGAAAGAGAACGUGCCUUUAGUGGAAGAGGUCGCUGGAAUCAAGUUCGGUCGCUUGCUGAAGCCAAAAAUGUCAUGAACCAUUUGUUCAACCUGGCUUCCUCUUCGAGGUGUCAACUAUGGGAUAAGGAGGUUGAUUGUAGAGAAAAGGAUUCCGAGAUAAGGAAUUUGAAGGAAAAGAUAGUUACGUUAAUAAGACAAGUUGAGAUGCAGAAGGUGGAGCUUAUUCGCAUGGAAAAGAUCAAGAAGCUUUACAAGUCAAAACGCUUCAAGAAGUCAACAAAUUUGGAUUCUACUGCCAUAGAUGAUGGUGAAGGACACAUUUAUGAUUUGAGACCCAAGGGACUUCGAAACUCUAUAGCUUACACAAAUAGCGGAGAUAUUCACGAGUUACUGGAAGACAUGGAAAUCUCUGAAUCGGAACAUUCUGAUUUGGAUGAAACGGAUGCUGAGUGGUUGCAUUCCGAAGAUUCCGAAGAUUUGGAUGAAACGGACGCUGAAGGCGGCAACAGAAGAAGACAAAAUGCUAAAAAACGAAAUUCAAAAGUUGUUAUCGAUAGCAACCCCGCCACUAAAACAUCUCCAGUUGAAGGUGGCGAUGGCGACUCAAACACGAUUCAAAAAGCGCCAUCUGGCGUGUGUUGUUCCUGCAGCAAAUACUCAUCUUGUAAAACUAAUAAAUGCGAGUGUCGGGUUGCUGAAGGUUCUUGCUCCAGCUCUUGUAACUGCCACCCUAAGAAAUGUAGCAACCGUGUGGCGGUUUUGGUCCAAUCUGAUUCGGGACCACCAGUUACAGAGGACGGGAUGGUAAAUAUACAAUCUGAUGGUGGGGAACUCGAGAAAAACAGUAGUGAGCUGGCGAGUCAUGGUGCGAUGCUGCUUCAGGCGGCUUUAUCUGAUAAGCCCGCUGAGAUAAAAGAUACCGAGGAUACAAAAAGAAAACCACUUUCGGACAUUGGGAAUAAGGUUGCCAAACCGAACGCACCGAAGCCUCCUGCCGCUAGAAAGAAAUGGAAAAAAUCUGUAGCCAUCCAACUCGUUCCUGUGCCAUCGGACCAAGCUUCCACUCAAACAGAAGAAACUGAACCCCCGACAAAACAAGAAAGUAGCACGGUGGAGCCCACUAAACCAAGGUUACAACAAGAAAGUAGCACAGUCGAGCCCACGAAACCAAGGUUACAACAAGAAAAUAGCACGGUGGAGCCCACUAAACUAAGGUUACCUCGAGCCAUGCGGUCUGCAAUUUCUAAUAACUCCAACCCUCUAAGAGACAGAAACUCCGAACCAUCAAAUGAUUCCACCAUCAAUAAGGACGCCGAGCCAAAGAGUCCACGUCACCUUCCGAGACCAACAACAAAGGAAAAAGAGAAUCAUGGACAAUAAGGUAAUUUCAGCUUUCUUGAUUGAUCAUCAAUAGUAGGUCAAAGAUGAUGGUUAACCAAUCCUCCAUUGGUGACGGGUCAGCUAUUAUGUUCCUCCAAGUUACUACUGUGUACAUGUAAACUCAUCUUAACUUGUUUGGUGUGAUAUGUUGGUGUUCGAAUGUUGGUUUUACGGAAUGUUUAAAAGCUGACAGCUUGAUUAUUAUUUCAACUGAUUAUUUGAUUUUAACAUUGAA